AUGGCAUCGCCAUAUCAGCCCUCCAUGUCGUACUCUCCUGCCACCACCUCCGACAUGGCGGCUGGCCCAUCCCGCUCCGUCUCCGAACUCCCGCAAUCCCAAGUCGACGCUAUCAUCCGCACGAAGCGAAAAGCGCGUGAACCAAAAGCCUGCUACCCAUGCCAUGCGCGGAAAGUCAAAUGCGACCGGAACCUCCCCUGUGAUGGCUGCGUGAAGCGCGACCACGCAGACCUGUGCUCGUACGAACGGCCCGUGAAGAAGCGCACCGCGGCCGCAGCAUCAACAACAGCAGCUACUAGCAGCGCUGUGCCGCAGACUUUUCGGAAUAGUCCUGUCGUUGGGCCUACGUCUGCGGUAGAGGAUGGUAGUGCUCCUUCGAUCCGGGUGAAACAGGAGCCGGGUUUGUCGAGUCGAGGGAAUGCUGCGGUUUCUGCUACGGCUGCGGCGACGGCGGGGAACGGGAACGGGAACGGGAGAGUGUCUAUUGCGCGCGAGGAGUGGGAUAACGUUCGCAAUCGGUUGAGGGAGAUGGAGAAGACGAUUACGAAUUUGCGUGUUGGGUUGGACAGGGCGGAGGAAGGGAGUGGGUCGAUAUUGGAGACGGGGAGUGUGCAGAGUGGUGAUGCGAGCACCCGGUCGAAAGGUGCUUCGCCGGAGCGCGAGGGUAUCCAUGCGGCGAAUACGCUGGGUGAAGGGACUGUUCAUCUGGGUUCGAGAUCGGUCCUGGCAUACAUUUUGAAUAAUAAGUCGGGUUCGGAUCAGCUGCAUACUCUUCUGGAAGGAGGGAUUUUGCCCAAGCUGGGUUUGGAUAAUGAGUCUGCUACAUACCCGUUUGUGGAUCUCUGGUCCUCGGAUAUGUCUACGUUUGAUAUCAGUGCAGUUUGCAGCGCGCUUCCGAGUGACCAACAGUGCAAGGAGUUCUUCUUUUACUACCGAGAUAUCGCUGGCGCCAUCUAUCCCGUCCUUGAAGAUGUCCGUCAGUUCGAAAGAAUUCUCGACCUACUUUUGCAAAGUAGAACAUCGACAGGAGGGAUGUAUCGAGCAGAUCCUGUUCAAGCGCAGAGACCGUUUGGUGUGACGAUCGCGUUCUUAGGUCUUUUAUUCGCUGUGCUUGCUUCGGGAUGUCAAUCGUCGGAUCUCCCUAGUAAAGAGAGAGAAUUGACCUCUCAAGUAUAUGUGUGCUGUUCUUACCAAUGCCUGCGAAUGACAAACUUCCUGUCACAACCUUCAAUUGAAGCAAUCCAAACACUCUUAAUAAUCGGCAAUGUUCUGUCCUAUAAUAUGAACCCCGGAAUUUCCUAUGUGCUUCUUGGAAUGACAUUACGUAUGGGACUGGCGCUUGGUCUGCACGUCGAAUCUAGUCGCUUCUUACCGGCUGAGCGAUACCGGAGAAGACACGUUUGGUGGUCCAUGGCAUGGCAAGAUAGCCAUUUCUCACUCUCCUAUGAUCGACCGUCCACGACAGCAGUCAGCCAACCCGACAUCGCAUACCGGGAGAGUACCCAGCUAGGCGAACUGUCGUAUUUCGAAACCCUCUGUAGAAUCAUCGCACUCGCUCUGGAAGUCGUCCGCAGCCGAAUGCUCAGCCUCCACUCACAAAUGACACCAAAAACUAUCCAAGGCUACAAGGAGAGAAUCCAGAAGAUCAUGAUCGAAGCGAAACCAGGUUUACGCGACCGCAAGUACUGUCUUACAGCGACGGAACAUCUGGAACGGGUCGUGUUGAAGCUACACGCGUCGUAUUUCACAUCCGAGCUCUGCAGGCCAGCGCUCAAGUCACCAGCCGACACGACGGAUUCCAUAGUCUCCGAGAUGCGAGCUGACUGCAUCAGUAACCUAAUGAAGACGGUCGAGGCGUAUGUCGAAAUGCAUUCGAUUAGCUCACACGCGUCCCGAUCAUGGAUCACAUUGCAGCGAGCCAUCAGCUGCAUUUUCCUCCUCGCCGUCAUCGAAGAGUCCAAGACAGACACACAAUUUUGGACCCUCCUCCAACAACUCAAACUCAUCAUCGCCGAGCGAGCCAGUAAUGAAUCUGUCUAUGAAUCAGGCGACCCCUCUGCUGCAGCCGCCGCGACAGCAGCAGCAGGAGGCAACCCCAUGACAUCCCCUAUCCCGGGAGGCACCCCGAUACAACAACCAGACCGCAACGCGGUCUUCAACACAAUCCCAGGAACCACCAACACAACCGCCGCCAGCCCGGGUGCCAUCAAUGCCACCUCCCCCGUCCCCGCAGCAGUGGCCGCAGACACGCAAACACAAUGGGCCAAGCCUCUUACAAAGACCCUCCGCGCACUGGAGAAGCUCGAAGCGGCCUUUGCUAACCAGGGCGCUCCUGGACGAUACGCCGCCCAGGGUGGCAGCGCUGAUGCUACGGGUACCCCUACCACCGCUGCGGCAACGACAGCGUAUCUGAACCCGAAUGCCGGCUCGACGACAGCUAUGGGUGGGUUUAUUCCUGUUUCGGGGAUGGGGUCACUACCGCCGCCAACGCCGGAGAGCUCGACGAGUGGGGAGUGGACGAUACCGAAUAUCUUGGAUCGGGCGGCGGAGUAUAUUCAUCCGCCUUUAUGGGGGUGA
Molecule: messenger RNA, 2577 nt
Organism: Aspergillus chevalieri
Lineage: Eukaryota; Fungi; Ascomycota; Eurotiomycetes; Eurotiales; Aspergillaceae
Product: putative C6 transcription factor
Exons: 4
Coding region: 1-2577 (858 amino acids)
Biological process (GO): DNA-templated transcription; regulation of DNA-templated transcription
Molecular function (GO): DNA-binding transcription factor activity, RNA polymerase II-specific; zinc ion binding; carboxy-lyase activity
Source: RefSeq, a predicted model, not a curated record